AUGGCUUCUGAACCAGUCGCAUCGGGGCCCGGCGAGGCCAACUCGGAGAAACCCGCGAUGAUAACCCCAGAUUCUAAGAUCGACCAUGCCGCUUCCAUCCGAUACUGGAACAGCGUCGCUGCCAACUCCAAUACCAUGCUGGGUAUGCUGGGGAGUUACCCAUGGUAUACACGCAUUGAUCUACGCGGUUCGAAAAGCUUUCUUUCUAAGGUCCGACGAUUGGUGCCCGGUUGCACCACCGAAGGGAAAUUGAAGCUGGGAGCUGACUGCGGUGCGGGGGUGGGGCGCGUAACGGAGGGGUUCCUCAAGGACGUAUGCGAAACUGUGGACGCAGUCGAGCCGGUCGAGAAAUUCACCCAGGUGAUACGUGACAGCGCUCUGAAGCGCUCUGGUGUCGUGGGCGAUAUUUAUACCGUCGGGUUGGAGGGGUGGUAUCCAGAGAAGAAAUAUGACCUAAUCUGGACUCAAUUCUGCGUCGGACAUUUAACGGAUGUCCAGUUGGCCGAGUACUUUGUGCGGUGUCGCGAAUCUUUGACAGAGACGGGAAUUGUGAUAGUCAAGGAGAAUCAAUCGACUGAUCCCAAUGGAAAUGAUAUGUAUGAUGACGAGGAUAGUAGCGUGACAAGGACGGAUGAGAAGUUCAAAGAGAUUUUCAAGCAGGCCGGGUUGAUUGUUGUCACGUCUGAAUUGCAGCUCGGAUUCCCGAAGAAUUUCAAGCUGCUUCCUGGUAUCUAUAUAGAAUACAUUGGAUACAUGUGGGAUUUAAAGCAUAUCGUCGUUAACCUUGCUGUUCACAACUAG
Molecule: messenger RNA, 801 nt
Organism: Aspergillus caelatus
Lineage: Eukaryota; Fungi; Ascomycota; Eurotiomycetes; Eurotiales; Aspergillaceae
Product: N-terminal protein methyltransferase
Exons: 2
Coding region: 1-801 (266 amino acids)
Biological process (GO): N-terminal protein amino acid methylation
Cellular component (GO): cytoplasm
Molecular function (GO): N-terminal protein N-methyltransferase activity
Source: RefSeq, a predicted model, not a curated record